Lepisosteus oculatus (spotted gar) is the source of this 1318-nucleotide messenger RNA. RefSeq names its product tRNA phosphotransferase 1 (gene trpt1). Gene Ontology annotation, molecular function: tRNA 2'-phosphotransferase activity. NCBI's taxonomy places the organism in Eukaryota, Metazoa, Chordata, Actinopteri, Semionotiformes, Lepisosteidae. The record is from RefSeq and is a predicted model, not a curated record. Gene Ontology annotation, biological process: tRNA splicing, via endonucleolytic cleavage and ligation.
CACAACACCCGCCCGGCUCUUGAACCGCACACGGCCUCCCUCUCCCGCAAGCCCCCACGGGCGCCCCUUCAGAGGAGACGCCUAAACCGCCCGGCCUCCGUCCCCCCGUCGGCUCUCACGCCGGCCGGCCGGCCGCACGGACCGAUCGUCCUCCCCGACCAUAACCCGCAAACGAAAAGGCUCACCGACGGCGAGAACCGCAGGACACCGCUGGCCGCGUCAAGUGCUGCUCUCUGUUCCGGGCUCGGCGCGGAGCGAAGCCCGACGACGCCCGAGCAUACCCGAAGGCUGCCGACUCCCAGGCCCAGGCGACGCCCGCUCCCGGCGUGAAGCAGUGUGUCCUGUCUGGGGCGGCCCGGGUUCGAGGGAGGGGAAGAAGCAGAGGAGGAUGGACAGAGGGCGGAGAGGAGGAGGAGGAGGAAGAGGAGGAAGGCACAGAAGCCGCAGAUCGGAGCAGGACCCGGACGUCCGCCUGUCCAAGGCGCUGUCCUUCGCUCUGCGCCACGGGGCGUCCCAGCUGGGCCUGGACAUGAGCUCAGACGGGUUCGUGUCGGUGGCGGAGCUGCUGUCACGCCCCCAGUUCCGCGCGUACUCAUUGGCCGACGUGAGGAGGGUGGUGGAGACCAAUGACAAGCAGCGCUUCAGGCUCCGCCCACGCCCGGGGGACGGGCGGCUGGAGAUCCGGGCCAAUCAGGGGCACUCGGUGCAGGUGGACGACCUGGAGUUGACCCCAGUUGUCCCCGGCUCGGACAACGUGCCCUCCUGUGCCGUCCACGGGACGUACCUGCGCCACUGGGAGUCCAUUCGAAGCCGGGGCCUGAGCAGGAUGUCCCGGACCCACAUCCACCUGAGCCCGGGGCUGCCCGGGGAGGAGGGCGUCGUCAGCGGUAUGCGCGGGGACUGCAGCCUGGCCAUCUUCAUCGACGUGUCCGGGGCUCUGCAGGACGGCAUCCCUUUCUUCUGGUCCGACAACGGGGUGAUCCUGACGCCUGGAGACGCGGAGGGCAGACUGGCGCCCCGAUACUUCGCCCGGGCCCUGAGGCUCACGGAGCCCCGGAGGGAACUUCCUCUGGAACCGAGAGGGGGCGUGGCCGGAGAGCAGCUGACCACGCCCACACCACAGUGAAGCACGGGGGGGGGGGGAUGCGGGGGCUGGCAAUGUUGCCAUGGAGACGGCCCGGCGUGGGAGGAGCCUGGCGGAGAGAGUCCACAGUAACUGUGAUGAGCUUCAUGCAGACGCACUGGGCCCACUGCGCUGUGUGUCACUGUCUUAAUUAAUACCUCAAUUAAAGGCACAUCUGUGAGGAUCACACUGCUA